AUGUCUGACAUUUUGGGAAAGUUUCGUAUUUGCGAUACGAUUGACACGAAUAUGAAAAAUAAAAUCAAAUUAUUUCACGUUUUCAAUGACUAUAAUAACGAUAAGAAUAUAUUAUUUGUCACAAACGAUGACACCGUCUAUGGUUUAGGGGCUAAUAAUAACGGGUGUCUGGGUUUGGGCCACAAAAAUGCCGUCAAAACACCACAAACUAUACCGCAAUUACGCGGACAACGGAUCCGACAGUUUAUCAAUGGCUCGGACUUUGUGUUGGCUAUGAAUGAGAACAACCAUGUGUUCAGUUGGGGGCGCAAUGAGUGGGGACACACUCCCUGGCCAUCACCACCGAUGGACAGGUGUACGGGUGGGGCGAUAAUGAAUGGGGACAAUUGGGGUGAUAAUGGUUACCAUCAGACUGGACACGAUAUCACCGGUGAUAUAUUGUUACCCAAAUUGAUCCCGGUGUUAAAUGACAUCAAAUCAAUCGACACAGUUUUCACAGAGUUAUCGACCAUAGGAUCGGGAGCUUUUGGUACACAUAGAUUCGAUGAUCACAUAUAUGCCGUCAAAAGAUUGGAAAUUAGAGACUUUACCGACGAAUAUAUGCAUAAAAUUCUGAAUGAAGUGAAGAGUUUAGGAAAAGUUCGUUCAGAAUAUGUGGUCCAGUAUUACAACUCAUGGCCCGAAGGCAAACACCUCUACAUUCAGAUGGAGUUCUGUUCACAGAAUUUAAGGAAUAUUCUUGAAGUGAAACCACAAGUAUUUGGUCGACAAUUAGGAGAAGCCAUGGAUUGUGUCGAGUAUUUCAUUUCGUGUGAAAUAUUGCGACAAAUCUUAGAAAGUGUUCAUUAUUUGCAUGAAUUGAAUCCACAAAUUAUUCACAGAGAUCUCAAACCAGAAAACAUAUUAAUUACUGAAAAUGUAAGGAACGGUAGAUUUGUUAAGUUAUGUGACUUUGGUUUAGCUGUCGAGCACCAGACGGCAUCUCAGAGUCACUCAAUAUGUAAGGGAACUCCUAAAUAUAUGGCGCCAGAAUUGUAUCAAUCAAAAUACACCAACAAAGUCGAUAUUUUUAGUUUAGGUAUCCUUUCAAUGGAAUUGUUUGAUAUAAUUCUAAAUCCGUCAAAGACAGCACCGGUUCCUCCCGAUAGACAAACACCGGUUGACUGGAGUCCCAAACUAUAG
Oppiella nova is the source of this 1182-nucleotide messenger RNA. NCBI's taxonomy places the organism in Eukaryota, Metazoa, Arthropoda, Arachnida, Sarcoptiformes, Oppiidae. The record is from the annotation of a GenBank genome assembly.